Callorhinchus milii (elephant shark) is the source of this 3876-nucleotide messenger RNA. RefSeq names its product centrosomal protein 83 (gene cep83). Gene Ontology annotation, cellular component: centrosome. The transcript is spliced from 16 exons. Lineage: Eukaryota; Metazoa; Chordata; Chondrichthyes; Chimaeriformes; Callorhinchidae. The record is from RefSeq and is a predicted model, not a curated record. The coding region runs from base 124 to 2262 and encodes 712 amino acids.
UGGGGGGGGGAGGGGAGGGAGUGAGGGCCGGACAGACCCGACAGCACAGCGGCCCCGGUGGAUGCGCCGAGGCUUCCGGGGAGGGGAGGGGAGGGGACGGGCAUUUGAUUUUCUUGAUUUGAAAUGGCGUCAGGAAGAGAAUCAGCUCCUGGUGCUGGAACCUGUCCUUUAAGUGGGAAAACCUUGCCCUACAGUUUGUUGAAUCCAUCCAACAACCCAUCUCAGCUAAGCAUAGGAGUGGGUCUUACAGAUACAGGACUACAAAAAAUGUUAAUUGAUGAAAGAAUGAGAUGUGAACAUCAUAAAACCAACUACCAGACUCUGAAAGCUGAACACACAAGGUUGCAAAGUGAAUAUACGAAAGCCCAACAAGAACUGAAACGUCAACUUGUGGAUAAACAAAGCACUCAGGAGAAAUUUCAGCUUCUUCUCACUGAGCUGCGAGGUGAAUUAUUAGAUAAAACUAGGGAGCUCGAAGAACUCAAAAUCCAGGCAUUAACUCCCCAAAAAUUGGAAUUAUUAAAAGCACAUAUCCAACAAGAGCUGGAGGCACCUAUGAGAGAACGCUUUAAGAAACAAGAUGAGGAGGUUGAAAAAUUUAGGACGGAAUAUAAUAAACUACGGUAUGAAUAUACUUUCCUAAAAUCCGAGUUUGAGCAUCAGAAGGAAGAACAUGUGCGCUUGCUGGAUGAAAAAAAGAUCCGAUAUGAGGCUGAGGUAGUUAGAUUGGAGAAGGACAAAGAAGUGCUACAUAACCAGCUGAUGUGCGUGGACUCCAGCAUAGAUAAAAAGCGAGUGGAGAUCCUGCUGAGGGAGAAGGCUCAAUUACACCAAAAGAUCAAGAGCCUGGAGGCUGAGCUAGUUCAGCUCCAGUCAGAAAGAGAAAACUCUGGUUUGCAGGCGGAAAGUGUACAGAGGAUUCAGGUGCGACAGUUGUUUGAAACACAGGCUGCUGUUAAGUCUUUGGAGGCAGAGAAGCAGUCGAUUAAACUGCAGAUGGAGCGUUUAGAGAAGGAAAUGCAGCUGGUUCUUGAACAAAACAACUUACUGAUCAGCAAAUUGCACAAGACAGAACGGGAAGUGAAUUCUUUAUCAAGCAAACUAGAAGAAGAUAAACAUUCCCAUAAGCUGGAAGUUGCUAACCUCAAGCUAGAAGGAGCAAGAACCAAAGGAGAGAUCGAGAGAGAGAGAGAUAACAUGCAGAGUGAAGUGGAUGGGCUGCAGUCAGACAUUGACAUCUUGAAAGCCUCCAUUGAAAGGCACAAAGAACUCCUGACAGAAAAAGAACGAGAGGUAAUUCGCAAAGUACAAGCAGCGAAGGAGGAAGACUUCCAGAAACUUACAGUAAUUCAAGAUGAAAAGCUAGAGUUGGAGAAUAAAGUAGCUGACCUGGAAAGACUGAAGGCUGAGCAGGACAUUACCUGGCAUGCUGAAAAGGAUCAGCUGGAAGAUAAAGUCCGAGUUGUACACUUGGCUGAAGAAGCAGCCAAGAGAGAGAUCCAGACCCUCAGGUCAAAAGUUCAACAGCAAAUGCUUCAGAUGGAAGAAUUUGAAAAAGAAAAGUUUGACAGUGUGGAAUUCAGACAGCAAAUCUAUGAGCUUCAGGUCCAGGUUAACACUUUAUCACAGUCAGAACAUGAUUUACUGGAAACCAAUCAGAAACUGCGAGAGAUGCUGGAUAUUUUAAAGGAGGAAGCACGGAGUGUGAGAAGCCAAGCAGAGAAGGCACAGCAGGAAGCUGAGAGAUUAAUCGAUGACAAGCGCAUUGAGAUGCUGGAGGAGAAACAUAAACUGCAGCAGCGCAUUGCAGAGCUGGAGGAGAAAUAUUGUCAAGCCAAAGAUCGACUUCAACGUGCUGCUAUGGCUCAGAAAAAGAGAAAAACAUUGAACGAAAGUAAACAGAAAAGGUUACAAGAGAAAAUACAGCUGUUAGAGGCAAAGAAAGAGCAGCUGGAAAUUGAGAAAUGUACAGUUAAGCAAAGUGUUUCUUAUGACGAUCAUUCUAGACUUCAGAAAAGGUUGAAGGACUUGCAGCGGAGGCACAAUGAAUUCCGAAGACUAAUUUUGGGAGCACAUUUUCCCUCCAGCACUUUAAGUAACUCAAUAAAUUUUCUGCCGCCCAGCUUUGUGCAAGGAGCAGAAACAUUUCUGAAUGUUCAGGAAGAACAGCAUCAGUGUGAACUCUCUGUUCUCCGCAAGAGAUUGGAGGAACUGGAGACAAACCAGAAACAACAGCUGCAGGACCUUGGGGCAAUUGAUUGAGUAUAUAUAGCCCUUUGCUAAGAUGUGGGAAAAUAGUGUGAAAUGUAUUUACUUUUCCAUGGUGUUUGAGAAGUCCUUUGGAAAUACUGCAUCACACUUCAAAAAUAGAGAAAGGUAAUGUAAAAUAUUGGUGCUAAAUAUCGAUUGCAAAGGUGAUCCAUGUUUAAAAGACUACUGUAAAUGUAAUCAGCAGUCUACAUAAUCAGGUUUACUUGACAGAACCUUUUCAUAUUUCUUUCCCAAUAACUUUUGUGCCUUGAAAAACAUUUUCUGUUUUAAUUACAUCAGUAUACAGUUUUAGUAUUUUCAUCAUUGAAGCUCUACACGAAUAAGGAAAUCUAUCAUGCUCGACAAACCCACGGGCACUAAAGAUAGGAUCACGCAAUUUAUGUUCCCCCUCAGAAAAAUGUGUUUGCCUCCAUAGGUUUAGUCCAGAACCACAUUGCUGUCAUUCUGAUGAUUUCAGAAGUUCCAAAAUGUUGAGUGCCAAAAAAUGCAAUGCCUCAAAGGUAAUGGAUGUAAACUGAGCUCCACCUCCAAAUAAUGCCUGAUUCCUUGGCUUCUGAUCCCUGAAGCAAACUGAUGUUGGCCUAUUACAGGUUCCUGGCUAAAACUCUGGUUACUGUACACAAUGUACCAAGCAACACUGCGCUGCGAGACAAUGCAACCCAACAAACCUGGAAUAGUAAGUGUGGCUUAUCUCAAAUCCCCAACUUUUAUAGUUUUUCUCUAAAUCAAAUUUUCUUUUAGAGUUUUGAAAGACCAAAUUGUUUAUCAGUGAAAUGUGUACAGAACAAAAGGAAACAUUUACUUUAUAUUCUGCACUAAAUGCCUUAUAUAACACGAGAGAGGUGAUAUCUUCUGCACAAUUUUUGCACAUUUAUUAUUUCACUGAUGAUGAAUGAUUUGGGUGAAUGUUUUUUUUAAUUACUAAAUGUGUGGUCAUCUUUAUUUUUGUAUCACUGAAGAAUUAUGAUAUGCUGCGAUUAAGCAGCGACAUUAAUUAAUCUUUAAAUUUACUGUCAGAGUCCUACGGCUUGAAUUUAAUCCCAGCAUAUCUAUAGAAAGCUUUUACCUAAAAUGGCACUCGGCAACCAUGUUCUGUGAGUGUUUAUUUUGGGGGGCUAUUCUAUAUUCAUUCCUCAGUUUGGGUUGGAGACUCUUAAGCACGGUGAUGGGUUUCCACAUGUGUCAGACAAACACAAAUUGUCAUGAGGUGCAGAACCAUUCAUGGACGACUCUACUGAGAUUUUCUCUGCACUUGCUGGGGGGUCGUUCACUUCACUCCUGUUGUGGGUCAAGAAAUGAGUGGAGUCUGAACCCCCAUGUGUUCACUCCAUGGCACGGAGCAUUCAACAGCAUUACAUUCACUUGUUCCAUGUUUACACUGUCUUACAGCUUCUCUAUCAUUGUUUUGGAAAAUAUAAUUUGUAUGAAAGAUGUAAUAUAUUUCUGUAAAAUAUUUUUAUUAUUUCUAUUGGCUUUAUUUGAUUUGUAUUUUGUUUGUAACUAGAUAUGUUACACGUUGUCCUGUUUACUAUUUAUAUUUUUCUAAUCAUUUGAAUUUUACAUUUGACCUGUUAUUGAAGAUACUGAAAUAAAAUUGUAAUUUGA